UUAGAAAUCACUCUUGCACUCUGGUUGGACCACCUGAGAGGAGCCAUACAGUGCUGUCUGUGGCUGACAAGUCAACACAAUAUCCAGAAUGGCUGGCAGGAGACGAGGCCGAGGAAGCAAUGUUCACCAGCAACAAGCUCCACAGAACAGAAGGGGAGGCCCUCGCAGGACUCUACGGGAGCCGGCAGCUUUUGCCAAACCUACAGGUUUUGAAUCAGAGAUUCCCCAUGAAAAGUUGACCAUUGCACAGGCACGGAGGGGCACACCAGCUCAUCGUCCGGUGCGAGUCUAUGCUGAUGGCAUCUUUGAUCUUUUCCAUUCGGGUCAUGCUCGGGCUCUAAUGCAGGCCAAAAAUGUGUUCCCCAAUACUCACCUGAUUGUGGGAGUGUGCAGUGAUGAACUCACCCACAAAUACAAGGGCUAUACGGUGAUGACGGAAGAUGAACGCUACGAUGCCCUCAGGCACUGCCGUUACGUUGAUGAGGUGGUGCGAGAUGCUCCCUGGACCCUUACCCCAGAGUUCCUCAAGAAACAUAAGAUUGACUUUGUGGCCCAUGAUGAUAUUCCUUACACUUCUGCUGGAUCGGAGGAUGUUUAUAAGCACAUUAAGGAAGCAGGAAUGUUUGUGGCCACUCAGAGGACAGAGGGCAUCUCCACAUCUGAUCUCAUCACUCGCAUCGUCCGAGAUUAUGACAUCUAUGUUCGGCGCAACCUGCAAAGAGGCUACACAGCCCGUGAACUAAAUGUUGGGUUCAUAAAUGAGAAUAAGUACCGGCUCCAGAACCAGGUGGACAAAAUGAAAGAGACGGUCCGUACGGUGGAGGAAAAGUCUAAACACUUUGUUUACAGAGUGGAGGAGAAGAGUCAGGACUUCAUCCACAAAUGGGAAGAGAAGUCUCGAGAAUUAAUUUGCAACUUCCUUCAGCUUUUUGGACCAGAUGGAGCCUGGCAUGCAAUUCAGGAGCGAAGUGGUCGUAUGCUCCAGGCCCUGUCACCCUACUCCUCACCCCGUGGCUCACCCAGCAGCAGUCCCACCAGAAGACGUUCAGUUUCUCCCGAGUCCAUGUCCUCCUCUGCAUCUACCUCACCGCCUUCCUCCCCAGCCUCUCCGCCCUCACACAAAAAGGGGGCCCGCUCCUCUCUCAAAGCUGCCUCUUCAUACAGCAAACAUGCACAAUGAGCUGCUCAUGUUUUAAUUGUGUUUAUUGGUUUAAGACAAUCUAGUACAUAACACAGGUAUAACCUUAGUUAGAAUUAAUUUGUUGUUAUUUAAUUAUAUUUAAUUAUUGUGUGUAUUUGGGUGAAAGUGAUAUGUCAUAAUAUUUAUAAUGGGUCUUAACAAAAAAAAAAAAAAAAAAAAAGGAAAAUAACAUGGAUGCAAUUUAAAUGAACUAAAUAACAUGUGAGGCAAAGUCAGGGAGAACCACAGCAGGGCAUAGAUCUUUUGUUUGAGUAGAGAGUGGUUUGGCUGCUUUAAUGUUUUAGACUAAAAUAAGUUAUUUUCAAUAUAUAUUAGCUGUUUCCCAACUAGCACAGGAGAGGACAAGCAAACCUAUAUUAAAAAACAUUUAGUGAAAAAAAAAAGAAGAAGAAAAAAAGACCCCAUAUGUUUUACUCAGCAGUGGGAACUAAAUUGUAAUACUGUGCUUAUAUUCAUCCUGUGCAUGAAUGCUAAUGUGUACUUUUGUGAACUUAUUUAGUGCAGUUUUAAACUAAACUCUAUUUAUUUCCUAUAAUCUAAAUCAUUAUCUAAAAAGUAACUCUCACUCUGUAUUGACUCUGUGACUCAUCAGAGAAUGGACAUGGGGCUUCUGAGGGUGUCUGGAAACAGAAUGUUGUGGGUGGGGGGCUUUGGGUUCAGACCAGGUGCCUCUGUGGGUCAGGCUGUUUUCCUGAACUGUUUUUGUG
This is a messenger RNA of Mugil cephalus (flathead mullet), 1908 nucleotides long. RefSeq names its product choline-phosphate cytidylyltransferase B-like. The record is from RefSeq and is a predicted model, not a curated record. Lineage: Eukaryota; Metazoa; Chordata; Actinopteri; Mugiliformes; Mugilidae. Gene Ontology annotation, biological process: CDP-choline pathway. Bases 89 to 1180 code for a protein of 363 amino acids. The transcript is spliced from 8 exons. Gene Ontology annotation, molecular function: phosphatidylcholine binding; choline-phosphate cytidylyltransferase activity.